This is a messenger RNA of Lolium rigidum, 735 nucleotides long. RefSeq names its product AP2-like ethylene-responsive transcription factor SMOS1. Bases 1 to 666 code for a protein of 221 amino acids. NCBI's taxonomy places the organism in Eukaryota, Viridiplantae, Streptophyta, Magnoliopsida, Poales, Poaceae. The transcript is spliced from 4 exons. The record is from RefSeq and is a predicted model, not a curated record.
AUGCUGCAGGGUAACAUUAACAAUGAGGGUAACAUUAACAAUGAGGGUGUUGCAGGUUCACAGUCUCAGAGAAACAUAGUUUCCUUAGUCUACAUUGCCCUGUGCUUAGCAAUUCGAAAGAUUCACAUCAUAAUAAAAAAGGCACGGCAGUCAGAUACAUCGAAAGCAGAAGAGGUGGCUGAUGAAAUCAGAGCUAUUGAAAGUUCAAUGCAACUUACUGAGCCCUAUAAGCUGCCUUCUCUUGGCCCCAGUUCUCAUUCAAUACCCCCUUCACUGGGGCUAUCUGCGUGUAGUAUCUUAUCACAGUUUAAUGCUUUCAAAAGCUUCUUGGAAAAGUCUACAAAAUUAUCUGAAGAAUGUAAAUUUAGCAAAGAAAUAGAUGAAGCAAAGAUUGUUGCACCAUUACCUAUUACAGGAAAUGAUACAUCUGCAGUUGGCAUCAACAUGAAUGGGUUGCUAGUACAAAGAGCACCAUACACAUUGACUUCUGUUAUGCCUACAAUAAUGAGAAGUACAUGGAACACUGCUGAUCCUUCCUCCGACCAUCUAUUUUGGAGCAACUUCAUCUUGCCAUCGAGUCAACCUGUUACAAUGUCGACAAUAACAUCAACAACGUUUGCAAAGAAUGAGGUGCGUUCAAGUGACCCAUUCAAGAACCAGGAGUGACCCGGUAUGAACUUACCAAGUAGCCAGGAUAUUUUAGCUGGUUUGAUGACAGCAUCGCUCACCUCCAGU